Molecule: messenger RNA, 4217 nt
Organism: Vitrella brassicaformis
Lineage: Eukaryota; Vitrellaceae
Source: the annotation of a GenBank genome assembly
CCCUGAUUGUGUUUGGCAUCGGUCUCAUAUCACACAGCAGGCAAAAUCUCGGGAGCCUCGAGGGAGGGAUUCUUCGACCCUUCACGGAUGAUCGGCAACACGUACGCCUUCAUCGACACGACCCCAGAUAUAUAAAUAAUCACAGACACACACACACACGAAUGAGUGAGUGGGUGGAUGGCUGCGUGCAGGACGAUUGUGGCGGUCCUUGGUGGCUAUAGGCUGAUCCGAAAGGUCUUUCCCAUCAGAUCUGCAUCGGCCCGGGGCCACGACCUCGCCAUCAUGACGGCCAUCCUCAGCUUGCUGGGGCUAGUCAACGCCUUCCAUGGACGAUACUCGCUUCGCGAAGGGGAGCUACUGGACCCCUUCCACUUGUGUGAGAAGCUCGGCAACUGUGGUCAAGAUUUUUCCUGGAUGCUAGGGUGCGGCCACUUCUCCUGAGCAGAAAUGAGAAGAGAGGCGGUGUCGCCCACAAUUGGUCGUACAGCUGCUGCACUGAAUGGCUGAAUGGCAGUGUGUCUGUCUGUGUGCUGUGUGUCUGUGUGUGUGCAUAUCUUAAGUGUGGUAGCCUUUUGGACGGUUGUGAAGGGCAACAGCUUCAACGCUGGCUGUGUGACGGUGUCCUUCUACAUCAGCCUUAUCGUCGCCGACCUCAUCACGCCACACCAGCACGGCUUCUGGCACAGAGUCACCACUGCUGCGAGUAAGCACACACAACACAGGAGGCGCACAAAAGCUCGCCUCCGCUAUGUGUGUAUGUGUGACGGCGUGGGUGCGGUGCAGUGAUGACGAUGCUGCUGAUAUGGGCCAGCAUAACGCUUGUCGGGGGGUUUCAUUCACUUAUUCACUCACGCCCAGUCAAUAGAUAUUUCUUGCAUGUGUGUGUGUCACCGCGUCAAUAGGAGCGCAAGUCCAGGGAAGUCAUCUGUGACAAGAGCCGCUUGCAGAAAAUGACAGAGGAACGAGACAAGUAACUUAUGUCAUCACGGAGACACGGCCACGGGGGGGAUGGGCUGUGCACUCACUCGUCAAUCGGUCAGGCUGAUGAAGGCGCAGCACGCCACCUUCGCCAAGAUAACGCACGUGAGUGAGUUGACGCACAGACUGCUCUGCACUGCACUGCAUUGUGUGCGCACAUUGGGGUGUGGUGUGGUGUGGUGUGGUGGGUGCGUGUGCUAUGAGCAGGACCUGCGGACACCUUUGAACGGUUCGUCAAUGUCAGGCCGACAAAGGUAACUGUUCUGGUGGCCUUCUUGGUGGUCUCAGGCAUCAUCAACUCUGCGGACUUCCUGCGACACGACCUGGAAGAAGAAAUCAAGCUAAAAUCGGAACACCCAAGUAUAGCACGCCAUACCAGCUGCCUCACUCACUCACUCACUCACUCACCGUACACACCAAUCCAAUCUCCCUCUCUCUGUUUCUUUCUCUCGUUUGUUUUGUGGUGUGUGGAUGACUGCCUGGCCUGGAUGAUGCAGUAUUCGCCUACGUGGACAUCAUGUCGAGUGCCGGCGAGUACAUGCUGCUCCUCACCAACAACCUCCUCGAGAUCUCGAGGCUGACGGCCAAGCAGCAGCGGCACAACAGCGGCCUCAGGGAAAACACAGACCGGUUGGCGCUGCCCCCGUCUGCAUCCUUCCAGGAGCGGUGCUGCGGACUCUGCCGCACUAGGAAGGCCGCCACUGGUGCGCCCGACCGCCGUCUCUCGGAUGACGGCUCGUUGCGCGGAGUCAAGGGCCACCACGUGGCGGCCUUGACCGACAUAUUCGACCUUCACAAUGACUGGUUGGAUCUCCGCGCGGCGUUGCGCAAGGUCGGCGGGCGGGCGGGCGGGCGGAUGCACACACUGAGACACACACAUACAUACACAAGGAUGCACGAGGAUGGUGUAUUUCUUGUUGUGCCCUUGUGCGUCAAGGUCUUCCACCUGCACAUACGUAGGUGGCGUGAGCAGAGAGAAAGCACAUGCAUGCAUGUCAGGAAAUAGCGCCCACCGGAGGGUCUGAUGAGUGUGUGUGUUGUGGGUGGAUGGAUGGAUGGGUGCAGCAACGACGCGGCUGAAGAAGAUAUCCUACCAGCUGCCGUCUCUGUCGCACCUGCCGCUGCUCAUCUACGCAGACGGGGUGCGCAUCCAGCAGGCGGCAAAUAACCUCUUGUCCAACGCAGUCAAAAUGACAGAUAAAGGUCCGUGGCGAAUCCAGGAGACAAAGGGAAUGGAUGGAUGGAUGUGUGCUUGUGUGUUUGUGUGUCUGUGUGUGUGGAUGGUUGGAUGACAGGUUCAGUGUGUGUGUCGGUCAGUGCCACAGCUGUCCCUGAUCCCACGGUGGGUCGGUGAGACCGGCCAGCCAGCUUAGAGCCCAUCCUGUAUGUAUGUAUGUAUGUGUGUAUGUAUGUAUGCAGGAGGCCCAGCCGCCCCCGUUCGAGUACUGUAAGGACCCCACGUACGACAUGGACUCCCUCAAAGUCUACGACAUCGAAAUACGAAUCACCGACUCGGUAUACAUGUAUACACACUACCUAGCCAUCCGUCCAUUGCGUCUAUCCACAGACAAGCACACAACACAGGGAGGGACACCAGAAAUGGAUCGAUGAGGCAGAGACCUGCUGUGCUGUGCUGUCUCCUCCCCGGUGUGUGGUUUUGGUGGAAUACGUGCAGGGUCGCGGAAUACCGAAGGUAUUUAGAAGGCACCUAUGUCGUGACAUAUAUGCGGGGGCACCUCUGUGCACGUCAUCCAUCCCCAUACAUACAUGUGUGUAUGUGUAGGAGAAGCUCUCGUCGCUGUUCAAGGAGUUCCGGCAGGUGAACGCCAAGGACGCCCUCAUCGGGACUGGGCUGGGCCUCUCGAGUACGCUACACUACACAGGCAGAUUGACACGUACAUGGAUAGAUGGAUGUGUGUGUGUGUGUGUGUGCUGUUGGUCCGUCAGUAGCCAAGAUGGUCUGUCAAGCAAUGGGGGGCGACUGCUGGCUAGAGGUGAGCCCCUACACACCCACACCCACACCCACAGUGCGAUUGUGAGUGGGUGGACAUGGCGCAAUCGAUUGGUGAUGCAUGCAGUCGGAGGGAGUCAACAAAGGCACGACGGCCAUCCUGUCAUUCAAGUGCUACGGCGUCUUCGAGGCCUCGUCAACCGCUGCGGCUAACAAGAAUCGGGAGAGGUUCUCGCCCUACACGCAGAGGCGCAACCUCAAACACGACGCAAACCUGAUCGACAAACUCAUGGCCGACAUACACAGGCUCAAUAUACAUCUCAUUCUCGCGGUCAGUCUCCCUCGCGCCAGCGGAUUGUCCCUCCCGCUGUGCCCUUCUGUGUGUGUGUGUGUGUGUGUGUGGUGAUAGGAUGAUGACUUCAUCAAUCGGCAGUGCGUGGCGUCGAUUCUCAAAAAGAUGGGGGUCGCGGAGACGUCCAUGACGUGGGCACUGAACGGCGUGGAACUUGUCGACGCCGUCAAGGAGAGACUCCGCACCCACAACACGUACAAAGCUCUAGCUGGUCCACAAAGGGACACACACACACACACACACACACAGGGAUAGACAGAGAGAGAGAGACAACCAUCGAUGAAUGUCUGAAGGUGCUGCAUUUGUGUGUGUCUUUUGUCAGCCCCGUGUUUGUGUUGACGGAUCUCGAGAUGCCCGAGCCGGAUGGCGUGGCGUCCGCACGGUGCAUCCGGGAGCACCUGGAGGAGAGGCAGCGGACAGUCGAGGGCCGGACACCCCCCUUCUUCAUGUCUCUCUGCACCGCACAGAGCAAAGAGGUCCGUUGGCCACAGAGAGAGAGGGGGACGUGCAGUCUAGUCACUCAGUCAAGGUGGUGUGUCUCUGUAUGUGCAGAAUGUGAUAGCGAAUCACCCGGAAGCGCCCGGCUUGUUUGACACCGCAUUUGUGGAGAAGCCGGUGUCGAGAUGGGUGGGCGCGGAAAGUUCGCUGAUGGUCUUCCUUUCUUCGUUCGUUGCUUGGCCGGUUGGUUGGCUGCUGUUGCGUGCAGGUGCUGAAGGAGCUGAUGGAGCGGUUCGUGUCGCAGAUCGACUUCAUGGCCACCAUGGUGGACCACCCCACUUAGCGAUCGAUGUGUGGCUGAUGUGUCGUGUUGGGUUGUGCUGUGUGCAUGCGGAAGUGAGACGGUAAGGCUUGGCGUUGGUUUGUGACAUACACACAUACAUAUCUCAUCCAGCUGUUCGACGGUCCUCCAGCUGGCAUUAUGUCGCAAUCCCAUCC